Molecule: messenger RNA, 3419 nt
Organism: Ornithodoros turicata
Lineage: Eukaryota; Metazoa; Arthropoda; Arachnida; Ixodida; Argasidae
Exons: 18
Coding region: 177-3050 (957 amino acids)
Biological process (GO): chitin catabolic process; carbohydrate metabolic process
Cellular component (GO): extracellular region
Molecular function (GO): chitinase activity; chitin binding
Source: RefSeq, a predicted model, not a curated record
GAGACGAGGAGGCACGUGUGAUGAGAAAACAGGCGUCCAGUCGAGGCCAACCAUUUGCAGGAGGUGCAGUAGAGAUGGCGCUUCCUGUUCAAUAGCGAUACAAGCGGAAGGAGCACACCGCGAGAGUAAGAGCAAAGAGCGUGAGAGCUGCAGAAUUGUCUCACCAUUAUAACAAGAUGAUGGAGUCCACAGGGAAACGUGUGCUGUUCAUCGCAGUCUCUAGCCUGUGCUUAGGGGUAUGCUACUGCGUCAGAGGAGGUACGGACGCUAUCCAGGGUAUCGCAGUUCCUCGCAACAAAUUCAUCGUGCCAGUGGUGUGUUAUUACUACGGCUGGGCCAUUUCCAGGCCAAGGCCUAUGAACUACAAGGUUGAAGAUGUCCCUCUGGACAUGUGUACAUACGUCGUUUUAGCAUUCGCGGGAAUAGACAGGAACACGUGGGGGUUGAAGAGCAUCAUACCCACCUACCGAAGGAAUGAAACCCUCUACAAGAACUUUACAAAUCUGAAGACAAAACACCUGUACCUGCGAACCAUGCUGGCUGUCGGCGGCUGGGAAACAGACGGAAAGCUCUUCUCCGAGAUGGCGAGCGACCCGAACAGGAGGGCGGCAUUCGUACAGAGUGCGCUAAACUGGAUGCUGGACUAUGAGUUUGAUGGACUAGAAGUCAUCUGGAUGUACCCUGGCUACGAGCCCCGCGGUGGCUCGGGAGUGGACAAAGAAAAUUUCGUGCAACUCAUGAAGGAACUGAAGAAAGCGUUUAAACCACACCCGCUGUUCCUCACUGCUGCAGUUCCCCUGGAGAAGUCGUACGUGGAGCAAGGCUAUGACAUACCACGUCUUGCAGAGAACAUUGACUGGUUCAACGUGCUCGCCUUUGAUUUGCGUGGAACGUGGAACCGAUUCACAGACGUCCACGGCAUCCUGUACAAGAGAGAAGGCGACAGAAAGUACUUCCAAGAACUAACCAUUGAAGAAGGAAUGAAGCGGUUGGCUCGACUGGGAGCUCCGAAACAAAAGCUCAUGCUGGGAAUCGCCUUCUUCGGACGCUCUUACGUCUUGAGAGACCCGAACAGACAUGGCAUCAGGGCACCAAUAAAGACGAAUGUCAAGGCCCAAGCGGGACCAUUCGUCAGAUCUGAUGAGGUCAUCGGGUACUACGAAAUUUGUCCUCACGUCAAUUCCGGAGCUUGGCACCGUGUGUUUGACGAAGAGGCGAAGUGUCCGUAUGUGUACCACGACGACCAGUGGAUAGGCUACGAAGACGGAGAAAGCGUCGGGCACAAGAUGGACUUCAUCAUUCGAGAAGGCUACAGAGGAGUGAUGGUGUUCAACAACGACCUGGACGACUUUAAGGGUGUCUGUGGCCCAAAGGAUCCGCUUAUGACUGUCAUAUUCAACAAGGUCGGAGAACAGGAAGUGGAACGCCAGAAAGCCGAGCGAAUGCUGCAAUUAGGAUUGAACACUUCAGAACCCUACACGAACUUGGAAUUUACCCCAAAGUUGCAAGAUUACCCAAAACAGGAACAAGUUCCACAAGAACUCCAAAGUAACAAGUUGCGUUACAAUAUAAGUUACAGUGGAGAGCUGCUUGCAGCUAAUAUACCCCCAACAUUGAUAAACAUAAAGCCCAUGGUUGCUCCUCCCAACGACGAGCUGGAUCCACUGCGACGAGAUAUCGAGGAAAGGAGAAAUCCUCCUCGCCAGGUGCUGUCCAGGGACGUUUUGUGUACCUCGAAAAACAGCGCAGUUUCAUUUAACCUACAACCUUCUUUCGAAAUCGAUACGAACCGUGCCAGCUACCGUUGCCAGACAAUGAGAUCAUCGCACGUUCUGUCGAAGCAACACUUCAAAGUCAUGUGGCCAUUCUACGCCUUCCUGUGUGCCCAAUUAAUACAGCCGUUACUAGCAGAAAAUACGUUCAUAAGCAGAGGUGGAAUACCUGUCGUCUGCUAUUACAACGGCUUGGCCACGAAGAGGUGGAGCCCCAUGAACUACAACAUCGAAGACAUUCCAGGUGAUCUGUGCACGCACGUCAACCUGGCGUACGUCGGGAUUGACCAGGAUAAGUCAGACAUAAAAUCGCUAAUCCCAUCGUACAGGAAUAUCACAGAACUCUACAAAGAAUUCAGCGCCUUAAAGAACAGGUUUCUCAUACUGGAGACCAUGAUUUCUAUUGGAGGAUGGGACCAUGGAGGUGGACCUUUUUCAUUCGUGGCAGCCAAUGAGAGUCGCAGGCAGACAUUCGCCAACAAUGUCCUCAAGUUUCUUCAGGAGUACAAGUUAAACGGCGUCGACCUUGACUGGCGUUUCCCGGUCAAAGAGUCACGUGGAGGAAAUCCAGAAGACAGGGAUAACUAUGUCCAACUACUUCGGGUUUUUCACAAUACUCUUCGUACCAAGGGGUACACGGUUACAGCAACUGUGCCGAUCACUCCUUACUACCUCGAUGACGGGUACGACAUUGGGGAAAUGGUGAAGUAUAUCGAUUGGUUCAAUGUACUUGGAUUUAACCUUAGAAGCAGAGCGGACGGAAGAGCAGACGUCCACAGCCCACUGCACAGAAAAUCAACGGACACCGCUGCUUUAGAAAAGUUGAAUGUAGAAGAUGGACUCAAGCGGCUAGAAGAGCUCGGAGCCCCAAGAAAGAAACUCGUUGUUGGCAUUCCUUUCUUCGGACGGAGCUUUGUGCUCGCUGAUGCAGGGAAUCAUGGAGUGGGAGCUCCAACUACUCAGGCACCGGCAGCUCAGGGACCUUUUCUCGACAGCGAUGAAAUCCAGGCCUACUUUGAGAUAUGCGUAAACAUUUUAGACGGAACAUUCACAAGAGAGUUUGACAACGAAGGAAAGUGUCCCUACGUGUAUUACGAUGACCAGUGGAUUGGGUACGAAGACGAAGAGAGCGUUGGAAUUAAGCUGGAUUUUAUCAUAAAGGAGAAGUAUGCUGGCGUGAUGGUAUUCAAUAAUGACAUGGAUGACUUCAGAGGGGUGUGCGGAGUGAAUAAUCCCCUACUCAAAGUGAUCUUCGAAAAGCUUGCGGAUGCACCGUGAUAUGAACAAGACUGCCAUGCCAUGACACGCUUUAUGCGGCUACCAAAAUGCAGGAAAUGAUGCUCUCUGCGUUCGUAGACACCGAAAUUGCUUGCGCGCGCAUUAGUACCGCGCAUGUAACAACAACAACAACAAAUUUAUUUUAUGAUGAAGAAUGGGGACUUUCAUCGUUACUACGUCCCAUCACUUGAACAUACGUGUAUUCAUUCGUACACGAGCGUUCGUUUUAUUUCAUCUUUCCGUCACUGGGACUGAAGUAGCGAAUCCUCGAUGAGCGUCACCGGCUCCACUGUUGAUAAAUAUAUUUCCUUCACCUCCUCCUGCCAGUGUACUUUUGAGUGGUGAAUAAAGCGACCUUGGUUUUCGGUA